GCCUUUGCAACGACAACUCGUGCACAAAUUAAAAAAAUAAAAUCGUCAUUAACGUCAUUCAAACCGGCGGGAUUUUUGACAUAGAUUUUGGCGGGAUAUGCUCGCGAGUUUUCACGUUCGGAUACGCGAAUGAAGGAUUCUAUUGUGUGGGACUGUUCGCGUAUCAAGCUGUGGAACAACGUGGCAUCCUGUAUGGAGAAAUGGUUCGGUGAUAAACGGUUGUGGUUAUUUGGCAACAACCUGCCGCUGCUACCAAGGAGGUCACGCGCGAGCAGUCGCGCGAUGGAGCGUUACGAGAAGCUGGCGAAGCUCGGCGAGGGCUCCUACGGGCUCGUGUACAAGUGCCGCAACCGCGACACCGGCGAGAUAGUCGCCGUCAAGAAGUUCGUCGAGAACGAAGACGAUCCCCUCAUUAGGAAAAUUGCGCUUCGGGAGAUUAGGAUGCUUAAAAACUUGAAGCACCCUAAUCUAGUAAACCUGAUCGAAGUGUUUCGCCGCAAGCGCAAGCUGCACCUCGUGUUCGAGUACUGUGACCACACGGUGCUGCAUGAGCUGGAGAAGUAUCCUGCUGGUUGUCCGGAGCUCCUCUCGAAGCAGAUAAUCUGGCAGACCCUGCAAGGAGUCGCCUACUGCCACCGACACAACUGCAUCCACAGGGACGUGAAGCCGGAGAACAUACUGCUGACGUCAGAGGGCGUCGUCAAACUGUGCGACUUCGGCUUCGCUAGGAUGAUCAGCCCCGGGGAGAGCUACACAGACUACGUGGCGACGAGGUGGUACCGCGCGCCGGAACUGCUGGUCGGCGAUACCAUGUACAGUACACCUGUUGAUGUUUGGGCUAUAGGUUGCGUAUUUGCAGAGCUCCUUUCAGGCGAGGCGCUAUGGCCUGGCAAGAGCGACCUCGACCAGUUGUACCUAAUACGGAAGACGUUAGGCGAUCUAUUGCCUAGGCAUAUGACUAUAUUCUCACAAAAUACCUUCUUUCAGGGCAUGGCGUUACCAGAGCCGAGCACAGUGGAGCCGCUCGAGAAGAAGAUCCCGCAGCGGUACUCCUGCAACGAGCUCGUCUUAGACUUUAUGAAUAAAUGCCUAGACAAAGACCCCAUGGUGAGGUGGACGUGCGAGCAACUGCUGAGGCACCCCAUCUUCGAGAACUUCCUCUUCACAGUACCACAUUCAGAUCACGAGGAGUACGAGAGAUCUAGAAGAGCUCAGGUACAAUCAUCACCUCUGCUGCCCCAACUGAUAGUGACAGACCGGAGUCAGCCGGCCAAGAACAAGAAGUCUGAGCUGGACUCCCGGAGUCACCUGCCGACCAUCUGACUACCGCCCCGCGUGCGGCCCUUGCCUUUGUGAUUAAAUGGAAAUACUAAUUCA
This is a messenger RNA of Helicoverpa zea (corn earworm), 1377 nucleotides long. RefSeq names its product cyclin-dependent kinase-like 4. The record is from RefSeq and is a predicted model, not a curated record. Lineage: Eukaryota; Metazoa; Arthropoda; Insecta; Lepidoptera; Noctuidae. The transcript is spliced from 9 exons. Gene Ontology annotation, cellular component: nucleus. Gene Ontology annotation, biological process: protein phosphorylation. Bases 130 to 1323 code for a protein of 397 amino acids. Gene Ontology annotation, molecular function: ATP binding; cyclin-dependent protein serine/threonine kinase activity.